Molecule: messenger RNA, 575 nt
Organism: Closterium sp. Naga37s-1
Lineage: Eukaryota; Viridiplantae; Streptophyta; Zygnematophyceae; Desmidiales; Closteriaceae
Source: the annotation of a GenBank genome assembly
AUGGAAGCUAACCUCUCUGAAAUUCAUUUGAAGGAGAAGAAGAAGGAGAUCGACGAGAAAAAGGCAGCUGCGGCAGAAGAAGCUGAUAACCUCCCGGUGGAUCCUACCGUGCGUGAGAUCGCCAAGCAGGAGGUUGAGAAGGCAGUCGCGAAGCUCAAGCCGAUCAACAAGUCUACUCCUAACCGCUCUGUUAACAACGGCAAGAGGAAAGCAACGGCUGGCAAGAAGAAGGUCUUCCCGGGGGGCGUGCUGGUAUACACGCAGUCCUACUUUGAGUUUGUGCGCCUCCGAAACUUCUUCAAGCAGGAGAAUCUCUCCUUCUGCCUCCUCUCUGAGUACACGGACGAGCGCAACGUGCAUCGGGCGAGGGCAUGGUUCUUCCAGAACCGGCGGCGCAUCAUGCUCUACUCAGAGCGAUCGCACUUCUACCACCGCUACCGGAUCCGGGGCAUUCGGGAAGUUAUAUUCUACUCGCUCCGUGCUACCCGCAUUUCUAUGCAGAGAUCCUCAACCUGCUGGAAGGGGUGGAUAAUGCCUCCUGCUCCGCCAUCUUCACUCGCUUUGAUAACCUGGAG